GGUUUAUGAAAUUUCCAGAACACGAAAACAGUAAUAGAAACGAAUCGGAUUUUUUCACAAAAGGAAGAAAAUCGAGUGAGAAAAGAAAAUUAUUAUGGAAGUUUCCAUCCUUACAUAAUUAUUUUUCAAAAGCUUCACGGCUCGAGUUACGUCACCUACACACAGACAGUGAAUUCAGCUUAUCAGCGUUUGGUUAGGCGGAUCCAUUCCGUCAUCCUCACGAACACACGAACACUCACACUCACGGAAAAUACCUAAACCCCCUUUGUUCCCUACCCUUUAUUACGUUUUCUUUUUCGCAUUCUUCUCUAAAUUCCCGUUUCUGCGUCGUAUUCAUGGCAGGAAUCGGUGAAACCGAAUCAAUGUAACAUGUGGGUACGGACCAGAAUUUGAAUCUGUUUCUGGGUUUUUGAGUGCCGUGCAUUUGGGAGCGAAAAUUGGGUAUGCUUUGAAACUUGAAAUUCUCACGUUCACCCAUCGAUUUCUCUCUCUGAUUAUCAAGUUUCAGAGCUGGGUUUGCUCCUAUGUGGGAAUUGAAGAUGAGAAAGAUCUGUUCAUGUUUUGGAAACUCUUUUCCAUGGACCGUAUACAAUCAUAUUAAGGUUAUUGAUCUUAGUCCAUAGUGCUGCAUGGAUUAGAGUGGUUGAAUUGCUUUUUUGCUUUCGUUUAUAUAGGGAUUAUAAGGAGUGGCAAAAGAAGUAUACACAAUUAUACUUGAUUCUUUCUUUUUCUUUUAAUUGAAUUUCGUUUUGAGUUGAGAAAUUGAAGAGAGUUUUGUAUCUUAUUGGGAAGGUUUUUAGAAAUUAGAGAGGGUUUCAUUGCUUUGGCACCAGGAGACUAUUAGUUGUUGGGUUAUCAUUCUUUGUGUGAAAAUGUCUGGUGGGACUCCAAGAGGUGGAGGUGGGACUCCGAGAAGUGGAGGUGGGUAUAUGAGGCAAAGGCACAGUCAAGGUUAUGCCUCCAGCGGUGAUGAUCUCGAGGAUGAUGCAUGCUCGAGGUCUCACCCUCUCUCACCUGUGAGUUCUAGGAAGACGUGGGUUGAAGUUUUGGAGAAUGUGCUUUGGAUUGCUUCAGCCAUAUUCAUUAUCUAUUUUGGUGAUCGUCACUCCAACUUGAUAUACCUGUUGUGGCACGAUGAGCGGAUAAGAAGAACACCUUUUUAUCUUGGGAUGUUUGUGAUCGGAGUGAAUGCUAUCAUCCUCUUUUAUACGAGUAUGUUAGCAUGGAGUAUCAGAAGAUUUGACGAAAAGUGGGAGUUGUCAAGUUUAUCUGUUUUGCCAUAUGUCACCUUAUUUGGCCUCAUCGCCUUUUGCCUGCUCUCAUUUGCUUUGUGGCCAAUAUGGGGCUUCUUGACCCUUCCUCUUCUGUUCACCCUGUUUAUGGCUUGCGUAGUCGUCUUUCCCCAUCUUAUGAUUGGGAGAUUUAGGCCACAGUAUGAUGACUUCCGUACAGAUUAAGUUUCUUGGGAGAUACAAUACUGACUUAGAUGAAGACUUAAUAUCUCAGAUGUAGAAGGUUAGUGGCAUCAGCGGUGGAUUGAAUUGAGGUUCUGUUUUUUCCACUACGAAAUACAUCUCCUGCUGCUAACAAGGAUAAAACAAAGGGGUUUGUAAGAGGUUGGUCCUUAUUUUCAGAUUUCAUGACACAACCUCGAUGAUAUAUCGUUAGAUUCUGAUAGACUCUCUGGAAACUGAAGGACUUACCAAUUGUCCCUUCUUUCUUCUCCCCAAACCCCCUAAAGAAAGAUGAAAAGAAUCUAGUAGAUAGUAGUGAGACCCCAUUUAGUCAUAGACACAGUUCUUUAGAUGGAGAUUUGUUUUCCAUUCUUCAUAUUGCACAAAUAUCUGUCAUCUCAUGUGCCUUUUCCACCAUGAGGGUGGCUGAUUGUUGGAACGUGGAGGAGGGAGUUGAUUUUAUAGUUACGAAAUGAAAUUUUAUGAUAUCAACUACAUUCUAUUUC
Molecule: messenger RNA, 1960 nt
Organism: Carica papaya (papaya)
Lineage: Eukaryota; Viridiplantae; Streptophyta; Magnoliopsida; Brassicales; Caricaceae
Product: testis- and ovary-specific PAZ domain protein
Source: RefSeq, a predicted model, not a curated record